This is a messenger RNA of Alexandromys fortis (reed vole), 2472 nucleotides long. It is a transcript of the gene Cops7b, whose product is annotated as COP9 signalosome subunit 7B. Gene Ontology annotation, biological process: COP9 signalosome assembly. Gene Ontology annotation, cellular component: COP9 signalosome. Bases 181 to 975 code for a protein of 264 amino acids. The transcript is spliced from 7 exons. NCBI's taxonomy places the organism in Eukaryota, Metazoa, Chordata, Mammalia, Rodentia, Cricetidae. The record is from RefSeq and is a predicted model, not a curated record.
UCGAGUGCAGCGGUGGGAGGCUUCCGGGGGAACAGCACCGGUGACGGGUCGGCGGAGACAGAAAAGCGCCGGACGCCCGGCCGAUCAUGGAAGCUUGACAACCUGCAAGCAGGCUCUGGGAGGCCGAGACAUCGGCGAAGAGGACAGAGAGUCGGAGCGGACAGAUCUCAAGACCAGAGAAUGGCAGGUGAACAGAAGCCCUCAAGCAACCUCCUGGAGCAGUUUAUUUUAUUAGCCAAGGGUACCAGUGGCUCAGCCCUUACCACUCUCAUCAGCCAGGUGCUGGAGGCUCCUGGAGUCUAUGUGUUUGGAGAACUGCUGGAGUUGGCCAAUGUUCAGGAGCUUGCAGAAGGAGCUAAUGCUGCGUACUUGCAGUUGCUGAACCUGUUUGCCUACGGAACGUACCCGGAUUACAUAGCCAACAAGGAGAGCCUGCCAGAACUGAGCGCAGCUCAGCAGAACAAGCUGAAACAUCUUACCAUCGUGAGUUUGGCAUCAAGAAUGAAGUGUAUCCCCUACUCUGUGCUGCUGAAGGACCUGGAGAUGAGGAAUCUCCGGGAACUAGAAGACCUUAUUAUUGAGGCUGUCUACACGGACAUCAUCCAGGGCAAGCUGGACCAGCGAAACCAGCUGCUAGAAGUGGAUUUCUGCAUUGGCCGUGACAUCCGAAAGAAAGAUAUUAACAAUAUUGUCAAGACCUUGCACGAGUGGUGUGACGGCUGUGAGGCAGUUCUGUUGGGCAUCGAACAGCAAGUUCUGAGAGCCAACCAGUACAAAGAGAACCACCACCGGACUCAGCAGCAGGUGGAGGCAGAGGUUAGCAACAUCAAGAAGACACUCAAAGCAACAGCAUCCUCCUCAGCUCAGGAAAUGGAACAGCAGCUGGCUGAACGGGAGUGUCCCCCUCAUACUGAGCAGAGGCAGCCAACUAAGAAGAUGUCCAAAGUGAAAGGUCUGGUCUCCAGCCGCCACUAGGGCCGGCUGGGGCAGCUGGCACUCACCAGGCCUGGGUCAGGUGGGGAGGGGACACCCAGGCCCUAUUCCUCCCCUCUCUAGCUGCAGUGAGUUCCAGACCUGCCCACCCCUCACCAGUACCUCCCCGUCCAUUGGUACCAUUGCGGAAAAUGAUUGCUCCUCCUUCGCCUCCCUUCCUAGUUGUUCCCUUCAGACUCAGGGGCUCAGCGGAUGCCAUCCCAACAGGGUCCGACACUGCCCAGCUUCCCUCCAGGGGUUCCUUGUCUCUGUGUAUGGGCUCCCCCCUACCCCCCAGUUGUUCUCUUGCUCCAUGUCAUUUUGUCAGGCUGGUCCUAAGCUGGAGGCAGUUUACCCAGUCCCGAGGGAUGACUGUGGAGGAGGCUCCUCUCUGAGUGAAGAGGGGGCCGUGCUUCUCUAGCCCCACGUACCACAGUACCCACAAUGGUGCAAGUCUCUCUAGUCAGGUAGCCACAGUCCCCCCUCCUGCCUUACCCCUGUUGGCAGUGCCAGUUCAGGCCAUGGAGGGAUGUGGUGCUGGGCUCUGUUUACUAACCCUUUGGGUUUUCAACCUCUUCAGCCCAGCCAGGAUCUCUCCUCAAGUUGGGAGCUCUGGGCUGACUAACCUCUGGUAUCUGAGUAUGAGUGGAGGGUGGCAGAGGUGUUUCCCCUGCUUGGUGUCCUCUGCUGUCCCUGACUGCUCAGCCUUGAUUUGGCACCUAGGCCCAGCUGCCCACUGGGAUUGUCUGCCAAUAUUUGCUCUCCCGAGAUCUUUCAUGCCUCCUGGCCGUCCCUGGGGCAGGAAUGGUGGUGCCGAAGCUCCUCAGAUUGGUGAAGGACCAUUGCUGCUUCUUUCUCCUUCCUUCCUGCCCCUCCUUGGCUGGCAAUCCAGAGCCCUCUGAUGACAUACUCCUGACCAGAGAAAAGGACUUGACUAGACUUUCUGAACUUGAACAGUUUCAGGUUAUAUUUUAAUUUUUUUUUUGUACAGGUUGAUUCUAAUACAUUUCAACAUGCCUUUUUCUCCCUUGUGUCAAUAUUUGUUAUAGUCUAAUCGCCGGAGAUUUCUCACCUGGUUGGAGGGUGUGUGUGUGUGUGUGUGUGUGUGUGUGUGUGUGUGUGUGUAUGUUUGUGUGUUUAUUUUCCUUAUUUUCCGAAGGGAAGGUGGAGGCCCUGAACUGAUUUAAACUUCAUUGAGAAAAAAAGCACAUUUUAGAAAAAAACAAAAUAACAGAAGUGUAGAUUUGACAUCUGUGACUGUGGAUUAUGGGGCUGUACAGGUGGGUUUGGAGAACAGUAGUUUGGGUGACGUAGAGACCGAAACUCUGUUUUAGUAGCAUUGGUACAAAGUGGGUUGAUCCAGUGUUAAAAGUAUUGUUUUCCUUUUCUGCUGGUCCGUGUGCUCAUAUGACACUGUGCCCAACAGAGGUUAAGUUGGACUCCCCACGUGUGUUUGAUGAAUUCCCGCAUUGCGUCUCUGUGGAAGAGGGGUCCUGUUAU